Dichotomopilus funicola is the source of this 2838-nucleotide messenger RNA. RefSeq lists its product as uncharacterized. The record is from RefSeq and is a predicted model, not a curated record. NCBI's taxonomy places the organism in Eukaryota, Fungi, Ascomycota, Sordariomycetes, Sordariales, Chaetomiaceae. The coding region runs from base 1 to 2838 and encodes 945 amino acids. The transcript is spliced from 5 exons.
AUGUUUCGCUCCCUCGGAUCCCGCAAGCGGGUCAAGCCGAACCCUACGGCUGACCCGACCACUCCCACGACUCCAACGACGGCUACGCCGACGACGGAGACAACAAAUCCAUCGUCAACCACGCUGCCGGAGUCCACUCCCAAAGCAGCGACGCCGAACGCCGCUCCUGUCGACCCUGCCGCUUCCGACGAUAAGACCAGCAAGCCGCAGACCGCGAAAUCGGGCAAAAAUGGCGAAGCAACAGCGCCCACGGGCCCGGGUUCAAAGCAGCUCGGCAAGCCUCGGAGCUGGUACGGAUCGUGGCCCCGAGUACCAAAGUCCGCACCCUCGACCCAAGUAGCGCGAGAAACAAUUCUAGCCAGCACAUCGGCAGCCACGGGGACUGCAGAUUUCAGUCGAUUUGAACAAACCAAGCCCUAUGAUACCAGGAGUAUUGGUGGUGGAUCAGUGUUGGAGUCCAGCUUGCCGAAAACACACACAGAUUUAUCGACGCCUCGAGAACCGCGAGCGCAACAACCCCAGGAGCCGCCUAUGGCGCCCGUAUCUAAGAGUGUGGCAAAGCCUCCGGGAGCCUCGAAUCCCGAUAAUGAUACAGAAAUGACAGAUGCAGGGCAGCCCGAAGAUUCUUCGCAACCGCCCCCAGAGCAACCUGCAACAACAACAACGGCAGCGGAACAGGCGCCAACCGCGGAACCAACACCUCAGCGGCCUGCGUCCGGGUGGUUUGGUGGGUGGCUGGGAGGGUCUACGCCUGCUGGGCCCCCACCGGCAAAACCAACCGAUACUCCCACGGCUCAAUCAAGUUCUCGGGAAGCAGACGUACCACCACCCGCGCAAGCUGAGGCUCCUGAGGUUGAGGUGUCCGAGGUGGACAAAGAAGCACCCCAACCAACGCCGGAAAUGACCGAGGUUUUCACGCCACUGGAGGCUCAGGAUAAGGCGGCUGGCGGAUAUGGAGCCUAUGGUAGUGCGUGGUUGUGGUCUUGGUCGGGCAGAUCGACAGCCACCUCUGCUGAUUCCCAACCUAAGGCACAACCUUCCGCUGCGGGCCCGGAGGCUGCUCCUUCAGCGGCCAAGGAACCUGAGGACGUUGUCAUGGAGGAUGCCCCGGCAGCAGAAGCGGCUCCGGAGUCCCCAGCGCCCGCUCCAAAGGCUGGUUCUACCUGGGCAUUUUGGUCUCGCGAUUCGGGGUCUGCUCCAACUAAGCAGCCGGCUGAGCAGAAGCCAGAGCAGGGCCACAUUGCCGUGAUGGGAGAAAGCUCUGAAACCCACCCGCAAAAAGCGAAUCAGAUGGAGUUCAAGAGUUCGCCCGUGAAAGAACCUCCGCUUAAGUCUGGCAAGAAAGAGGAGCUGGUGAAGGGCGCAGCCACUCCCUCCCGAGAGGCACCCUCGAAGAGUAACAAACGAGCGCGCCCCAAGUCGAUGGAGGGUGAUGACAAGGCUCCUGAACGUCCAAGUACCCCGAAGGUUGGUACUACCACCAAGACAUCCGCCCCCAAAACCCCGGUUUCAGCGACCAAGGUCGUACCACUAAACCUCGUAUUGCCUUCCUUCGACGGGACGUACAAACUCAAGGAGAAUCCAUCGAUUCUCAAACAAAUCACCCAGUUGCUCCUUAGGACGCAGCAACCGGCCGGAGAUCACGUCUAUCUCACAAAGGAGACCCCCAAAAUCAAAAGGGCCAUUGCCAUCGGCGUCCAUGGACUCUUCCCGGCGAACUACCUCCGUCCCAUGAUCGGCCAGCCAACGGGGACAUCCAUCAAGUUUGCCAACCACACGGCCGACGCCAUCCGGCGAUGGGCCGACAGUCAUGGCUGCUCGGACUGCGAGAUCGAGAAAGUGGCGCUUGAAGGCGAGGGUAGGAUUGGCGAGCGGGUGGAAAAUUUGUGGAAACUGCUACUGAACUGGAUCGACACUAUCCGGAAGGCGGAUUUGAUUAUCAUCGGGUGUCACUCGCAGGGAGUGCCGGUCAGCAUUAUGCUGUUGGCCAAGCUUAUUGAGCUGGGGGUGGUCGCGUCCGCUAGAGUGGGUGUGUGCGCUAUGGCUGGCGUUUCCCUAGGGCCGUUCCCCGACUACAGGUCUAGCAUGGGCAUUCUCAUGGGCUCGGCAGCCGAGCUCUGGGAGUUUGCUGACCCCUACAGCGAGGUAUCGAAACGUCUCGAGGCGUCAGUUAAGGUGGCUCUGAAGUAUGGAGCCCGGAUCACGUACAUUGGGAGCAUUGACGACCAGCUGGUACCGCUGGAGUCCGCCAUCUACGCACCCGCUCAUCACCCCUACAUCUACCGCGCCGUCUUCAUCGACGGGCGCAUCCACGCUCCAGAUUUCAUCGCCCACCUAGUCGGCUUUGCGCUCAAGCUUCGCAACCUAGGCGUAUCCGACCACGGACUGAUCCGUGAGCUAUCCACACCGCUCGCGGGCAGCCUCUACUCGGGCGAGGGCCACUCCAGGUUGUACGACGACGGGCAGGUGUACGAUCUCUCUGUCACCCACGCACUGGAAACUACGGACACCAAAGGGGCUUGCGAAGUCGGGAUGCAUUACCGGCGGGAUAUAUUUGGCGGUGCAGACAACAGCAGUAACAAUAACAAUGGUACCAGCACGAACGGCACGGGGAUGGGUAACAACAACAACAAUGCUGCUGCUGCUACGAGCCUCUCAAACCCGAACCCGUAUCACCUGCCGUGGAUCAUGCGCGGGAUGCUGGAGGAGGACUUUGUCAAGACGGAACUGUCUGCCGAGACAGCUGAACUAGUCCGUCAGUUUGACGAUUGGAAACCGGUGACUAAGGCGCUCAAGGAUGUCAAGUAUCGGUUGGAGGCGGUUAGGUCGAAGUUGUGA